GAUAGCUGAUAAAUUUAUCAUUGUAGUUGAGUUUCUCAAGCUUGUUGAAGCUUAUUUUUGGUUUUAUUUUUAUUUUUACGUAGGUUUUAUUAUUUUACUAGAUUCAUACAAAUUCGGACGCUUUUUGUGUGAAUUCGAGUUUACUUUUUCCACGUGCUUCUCUAUCUUUUCCGUGAGAAGCGGGUGGGUGUGCACACGUGUGUUGGGCUGAAUUAUCUAUCAAAAUGUUGCAAGCUGCAAGGAUUUCGACCAGGAAAGUGUCUGGUGCCUUCAGUUCACAAAGUCUGAAGUCAUUCAGCAGCUUGACGAAGUUGGGCAACCAGUAUGCUGUAUCCGGCUCUAUCAGAACGCCACAGUAUGACGUCUUCAGACCCAUGUCGGAAGGCCCGGUGCGCGGUGCCGUCAUCGGCAUUGACCUGGGCACCACCAACUCGUGCGUGGCCGUCAUGGAGGGCAAGGCGGCCAGGGUGAUUGAGAACGCCGAGGGCGCGCGCACCACACCCUCAGUGGUGGCCUUCACACCAGACGGCGAGCGCUUGGUGGGCAUGCCGGCCAAACGGCAGGCUGUCACCAACUCGGCCAACACAUUCUACGCCACCAAGCGGCUCAUCGGACGCCGCUUCGACGACCCAGAGGUCAAGAAAGACAUGAACAUGGUCUCGUACAAGAUUGUGAAGGCCAGCAGCGGCGACGCCUGGGUGCAGAGCACCGACGGCAAGAUGUACAGUCCCAGCCAGGUUGGCGCGUUCGUGCUGACCAAGAUGAAGGAGACGGCCGAGGCGUACCUGGGCCAGCCGGCCAAGAACGCCGUGGUCACCGUUCCGGCCUACUUCAACGACUCGCAGCGCCAGGCCACCAAGGACGCCGGACAGAUCGCCGGCCUGAACGUGCUGCGCGUCAUCAACGAGCCCACGGCCGCCGCGCUGGCCUAUGGCAUGGACAAGACGCAGGACAAAAUCAUCGCCGUGUACGACCUGGGCGGCGGCACGUUCGACAUCUCGGUGCUGGAGAUCCAGAAGGGCGUGUUCGAGGUCAAGUCCACCAACGGCGACACGUUCCUGGGCGGCGAGGAUUUCGACAACGCCCUGCUCAACCACCUGGUGGCCGAGUUCAAGCGCGACCAGGGCAUCGACCUCACCAAGGACCAGAUGGCCAUCCAGCGGGUGCGCGAGGCGGCCGAGAAGGCCAAAAUCGAGCUCUCGUCGUCCUCGCAGACCGACAUUAACCUGCCCUACCUGACCAUGGACGCGUCCGGCCCCAAACACCUCAACAUUAAGCUCAGCCGCGCCAAACUGGAGAGUAUCGUGGGCGACCUGAUCAAGCGCACGGUGGCGCCGUGCACCAAGGCCAUGAAGGACGCCGAGGUGACCAAGGCAGACAUCGGCGAGGUGCUGCUGGUCGGCGGAAUGACCCGCAUGCCCAAGGUCCAGAGCACGGUCCAGGAGGUGUUUGGCCGCACGCCCAGCAAGGCGGUGAACCCGGAUGAGGCGGUGGCGAUGGGCGCCGCGAUCCAGGGCGGCGUGCUGGCCGGAGACGUGACGGACGUGCUGCUGCUGGACGUGACGCCCCUCUCCAUGGGCAUCGAGACGCUGGGCGGCGUGUUCACCAAACUCAUCACCAGAAACACCACCAUACCCACCAAAAAGUCUCAGGUGUUCUCGACGGCGGCCGACGGCCAGACCCAGGUGGAGAUAAAGGUGUUCCAGGGCGAGCGAGAGAUGGCCGCCGACAACAAGCUGCUGGGACAGUUCCAGCUGGUGGGCAUCCCGCCGGCGCCGCGCGGCGUGCCCCAGGUCGAGGUCUCCUUCGACAUCGACGCCAACGGCAUCGUGCACGUCAGCGCGCGCGACAAGGGCACCGGCAAGGAACAGCAGAUUGUGAUCCAGUCGUCUGGUGGCCUGAGCAAGGACGAGAUCGAGAACAUGGUCAAGAACGCCGAGAUGCACGCCGAACAGGAUAAGGCGCGCAAGGAGCGCGUGGAGGCCGUCAACCAGGCCGAGGGCAUUCUGCACGACACCGAGAGCAAGAUGGACGAGUUCAAGGAGCAGCUGCCGGCCGAGGAGGUGUCGAAGCUGCGCGAGCGUCUGACGGCCGUCAAGAAGGCGCUGGAGAACAAGGACGAGAUGUCGGCCGAGGAUAUCAAGAAGGAGGUCACCGACCUCCAGCAGCAGUCUCUCAAACUCUUCGAGAUGGCCUACAAGAAGAUGGCGGCCGACCGGGAGAGCAGCGGCGGCGCGGCCGGCAGCUCUGCAGACUCGGCCGACGGCGGCGCCGCCUCCUCCGACGGCUCCAAGAAGGAGGACAAGAACUGAACGCCCGCUGCCGUGCGCCCGUCAUAGUGCUGUACUGUGUCAUCAUGUUUGCUCAUCGCUCCGGCGGCGGCGGCCGUCGCCCGGGCGCCGCCGCCCUCAUCGCGCGGCCGGCCGCGCCGCCGCCGCGACCGCUCGCUGGCCAUCAUCUCCGGGCCCUCUGCUCCCCGCGCGGCGCCGGCCGGCCCCGCACCAACGCACCAAUAGUGAUAUCGCCAUAUGUGUAUAUUAUAUUGUCAUAUAAAUAUGCCAUUUAAA
This is a messenger RNA of Amphibalanus amphitrite, 2567 nucleotides long. It is a transcript of the gene Hsc70-5, whose product is annotated as stress-70 protein, mitochondrial-like. Gene Ontology annotation, molecular function: heat shock protein binding; ATP binding; ATP hydrolysis activity. Gene Ontology annotation, biological process: cellular response to unfolded protein; protein refolding. Bases 225 to 2312 code for a protein of 695 amino acids. Gene Ontology annotation, cellular component: cytoplasm; mitochondrion. The record is from RefSeq and is a predicted model, not a curated record. The transcript has 12 exons. Lineage: Eukaryota; Metazoa; Arthropoda; Thecostraca; Balanomorpha; Balanidae.